Messenger RNA from Phytomonas sp. Hart1, 486 nucleotides. Lineage: Eukaryota; Euglenozoa; Kinetoplastea; Trypanosomatida; Trypanosomatidae. The record is from the annotation of a GenBank genome assembly.
AUGCCCGUCUACGCGGGCGACCCCGGCGUCCGCAUCGCGACGGUGCGGGAGCGCGCGCGGGACGGGUGGGAGCUGCGCGAGCUGACGUUGGGCUCCCACACCGGCACCCACGUCGACGCCCCGGUCCACCUCUGGGCCGGGGGCCAAACGCUGGACGAAAUCCCCCUCGACCGCUUCUGCGGCCCGGCGGUGGUCGUCGCCGACGGCGCGGCGGAUUACCCCGCGCGGAUCGGGCUGCUUUUUAGGGGGCCGGUUGGGCUGGAAACGGUCCCGGGGAUCCUCCGCGCCCGGCCGCCCUUCGUCGGCGGCCCGCUCGACGAGCCCGCGGAGCGCGCGCUUUUGGCGCAGGGGAUUAUUACGUACACGGACUUGGUGAAUUUGGACCAACUCGUGGGCAAGGUCUUCACGUUUGUGGGGUUCCCGCUGAAAAUCAGGGACGGGGAUGGUUCACCGGUCCGGGCAGUGGCACUUGUGCACGAUGGAUAA